AUGAGUACCAACAAGAAGAAGAACUUCGAUUGCACACUUUGCCCUCGAAGCUUUGCCAGACUUGAGCAUCUUCAGCGCCACCGAAGAUCCCAUACCAAAGAAAAGCCCUUCCAAUGCGCAGUGUGCCCUCACGCCUUUACCAGAAGCGACCUCCUUCUACGACAUAAGAGAUUGGCACACUCCGCUACUAGUCCUACACUUGGCGCAGCUCAAUCACCACGUUCAAGAUCUUCCACUUCCACCUUUCUUGGUUUGGGAGAAGAAGAGCUGCCAACAACUCCAUCCCGAUCAGAUAUAUAUCAACAGAUCGUGACCGAUGAAGCGAUCUACCAACGUAGCUCCAUCAACACUCCUUUCAAUGGACACCAGAUCUUUUCUCCAUCUGCACAGUUGUUGGGACAGGAUGACAUCAUGCCGGAUGUUGAUGGUAUGACCACUUUGGAUGGUGAGCCAAAUGCCACGCUGCAGGUCGCUCAGCCAUUCACAUCACCCGGCCUCCAUCUUGAAGAUCAGACCGCAGCCUCCCAGAUGCUGCCAUUCGCAGAUUUCGAUGAUUAUCUAAUGUUGCUUGACAACGCUACUCUACCUACUCAAAUGUUCUCAACCAUCUCCCAAUUCGAGCAGCCUUUGCCCUCUUUUUCGCCAGAUCCAAUGAUUUUAAUGCCAGAUAUUCUUCCGCCGAGUUUCAGUACUAACGCUGACGCAAAUGUGCGGCUGGUAAACACAGAUCAAACUGGCUUUUCUCGUUUUGGUUCUCGACUGCCCUCAUUGCAGCCAGAAGAACUGCCAGAAGGGCAUCCAAAGGAACGGCCACAGUCGGCUCGUCCUUCCGAAAGAAGCCGUAGCUCUUUGUUGGAAAUCUCAACUCAUUCACGGACAAUCCUGGGUAGUCGACUCGAGCGUUUUCGACGUGUUAUCCCGAAGUCUUUUGUCCUGCCGACCCGCCACGCUCUAUCACGGUAUCUGGGCGGCUAUGUGACAGGCUUCCACGAACAUCUUCCUUUCCUCCACAUACCCACCAUAUCGACUUCGAGCGCCUCCGUCGAGCUCAUCCUUGCUAUUGCAGCUGUUGGUGCGCAAUAUUGUAGAGAGCCUGAAAAAAGCUUGCAAAUUUUUCACGCUGCUGAGGCAAUUGCCAUGGAGUCUAUCCGUGAGCGAGACUGUAGAAACGCGAGGCCUUCAGGACUGAAUAACGAAUAUUUGCUCUCCAGAUCCCAUCAUGGUCAGGAUGCUUCGUCCUAUUCUGAAGCUGAGUUUCAGACCUCCGCGGCUCUACUUGGGAAGCCUAUUGAAACAGCACAGGCACUCUUGCUCCUCAUGGCCAUGGCAACAUGGUUUGAGCAUACGACUCUGGCAAGGGCCGCAAUGACUAUGCGAAGCCAGCUAGAGAGUUUGGUCCAUGAUGAAGGAUUGGGACCAGAGCAUCUGGUGCAAGACACUAAUUGGGAGCUUUGGAUAGAGCAUGAAGGAAGCAAAAGGACUAAGUUCAUCAUCUAUUGCUUCUUCAAUCUUCACUGCAUUACCUUCGACAUCCCUCCCUUAAUACUGAACCGGACACUCGGAAUGGAUCUUCCCUGUAGUGAAGCGCAGUGGAAAUCCACUUCUGCAGAGGCUUGGAUUCAGAUACGCCAGAAGGAGAAGCCUGAGCCAAAUUUCCAAGGCGCCUUCACCAAACUUUUUAAUGGACGCAGCAAGGAUAGCGGGACGACCGACGUUUCUACGCUUGGCGGGUACAUCCUCAUACACGCAUUGGUCCAGCAUAUUUGGUUCAUCCAGCAGAUAGCCCGUUAUACUCUUGCAGGGUCUGAGCCCUCACCGUUAGCAGAUUUGAUCACGCUCGAACACGCGCUGCGAUCGUGGCAGACAAGCUGGGCAAGAAAUCCCGAGUCCUCUGUUGAUCCGUUGAGCCCUCACGGCCCACUCUCAUUUAACUCUUUGGCAUUGCUGCGCAUAGCCUACAUUCGUAUCAACGUGGAUACUGGGCCCAUCCGAUCACUGCGCAGCUGGGAUCCGUCGCAGAUCGCAAUGUCAAUCAAGAGGAGCUCGCCAGUAGGACGAGGUAAAAGGAUGACCAGAGCUGCUUUGCAUUGUGCCCAUGCGCUAAGCAUACCCAUCAAAUUGGGCAUCAACUUUGUCGCCCACACCCAAAUGUUUUUCUGGUCCACGCAGCACGCUCUUUGUUCUUUGGAGUGCGCCCUCUUGUUGACCAAAUGGCUAGAGUCAGUCACGAUUCCUAUGCCAGAGCCUCCUCUUUCUGUAGAGGAGAACAAGCUUUUGAAUUUUGUGAUGCAAAUGAUAGCUGAAACGGAGUAUGCCGCUCCUCCGGAGCAGCCAAUAGGGAAUGGGAAACACCUCAGUGCCGCAGUAGUUCGACUCUGGGCAAAGCUUUUCCGAUCGGACAGCAUCUGGCAGAUGAUUGACGUCAUUGGAAGGUCACUAAAUCUCUAUGCAGACAUGCUAGAGCCUUAG
Molecule: messenger RNA, 2469 nt
Organism: Letharia lupina
Lineage: Eukaryota; Fungi; Ascomycota; Lecanoromycetes; Lecanorales; Parmeliaceae
Exons: 3
Coding region: 1-2469 (822 amino acids)
Biological process (GO): DNA-templated transcription; regulation of transcription by RNA polymerase II
Cellular component (GO): chromatin
Molecular function (GO): RNA polymerase II cis-regulatory region sequence-specific DNA binding; DNA-binding transcription factor activity, RNA polymerase II-specific; zinc ion binding
Source: RefSeq, a predicted model, not a curated record